Messenger RNA from Linum tenue, 126 nucleotides. NCBI's taxonomy places the organism in Eukaryota, Viridiplantae, Streptophyta, Magnoliopsida, Malpighiales, Linaceae. The record is from the annotation of a GenBank genome assembly.
AUGGAUCUGUUAUCCAACCAUCAGGACGUGCUGCUGCAGAUGGCCUACUUCGAGACCACCUUGGUAGAUGUCUGGGGGCGUUUUCUUCUAAUCUUGGAGUUUGCUCUAUUACUAGAGCUGAACUGA